AUGGAAGAGAAUCCCAUCAGUAUCGAACCACUAAUUUUAGGCGGCCGUCCGACUCCAUUGGAUUCUGAAUUGCUUGGGUGGCCCGGUCACGAACGAACUUUCAGUGAAGAAUCUGGGACGUCUUCCACGAUAAUAAACACCAAUACUAAGGGUUCAUCAUCCGUGGCUUCUGAGGUCAAGAACUCCUUGAGUCAGGAUUUGAACCUUGGAAGGAUCUACAACAAAGCUAAAAUGCGCCGAGAUGAAAAUAUUCCGUCGCUAGAAAGGGCGCCUAACGAGAGUUUGGUAGCAGACAAUAAUUCAAACGACAAUAAUAAUGAUAAACAAGACAAGCACACUGAUGAUGAUGACGGAUCAAAGCUGCUGGAAAAGCUGAUCAAUGACACAUUGCCGUCCCCUCCUUCGUUUCCCCCCAAAGAAUUGCUUCCAGAUAGACUUUAUUCGCUUUAUAAUUUUCAGGGUCCUGAUUCGGGGCACAUCACUCUAAAAAAAGACGAUGCUGUGCAGCUUUUAAACGACGACGAUGGGUACUGGUGGCUUGUACGAAAAAUUAAUAUCGACGAUCCUUCUGCAAAGAACGUUGGAUUUGCUCCUGCUGAGAUACUAGAAACCUAUACUGAGAGAUUGGCAAGGCUAAAUUGCUGGAAGAAUGAGGAAGCUGAGAGAACUAAUAAGGAAAUCAUUCUUGGAUCAAACUCCACAAUCAAAGAGACGUCACUUUUGGAUCUCACCUGUGAUGAAAUAGGUGCGUCCCAUAAUCUGGAAGCUGAUACGACACGCAAGUCUGUAAAAUUCCAGAACGACAAUUUAGAAAUGGCCGAUAAAGAGAAGGAUAAAGAGACUGAGAUACUGAGUGAAGUUUAUUCUGAUUCGGUAGUUCCUUUGAACAUUUUCAAAAACAAGCGAUUGAACAAGCACAAUUUUCUAAUUAAAGAUCUUGAUUCGUAUGAGAUUGAGGCAAACCAGCUAGAAAGUGACCAUGACCAACAAGUUGACGAUUAUAAUGAUGAAUCAAUCCAGGAGCUGGACACCCAUCUCAACAGGAUAGAAAGAUCCGAUCAUGGACUAAGCAACAUUCAUAACCUUGUAGGUCCUUCGGAACUAAUUCUUCAUCAACCUGCGAAAAUCACUGACCCCGAUAUAGAAUCUAUUGGAACAUUCUCGCCGGAUGAAGAUGAAGAUUUCAGUACUGGCUCAUCUCCACAACUAACAGCGCGUCAUCCCCUAGCCGAUCAGAACUCUGAAGAUCUGCAAUCUCAUACAAGUAUUCCAGUUUCUGUGAAAACUUUUGAUUUAUCAUCAAAAGUAUUAAUUACUACACCAAGUCAACUGAAAGACGAUUCGUUCUCAUCUUUGCCCGCAAUUAACGACCCAUCGUCACCACCAGAGGAUCCUACCGCUUUGUUGAUCACCAUGCAAAAAGGUGAUUCGGAAGGAUCCUUAGUCAAAAGGAAUUCGUCACUCAAUUCAAAUGUUUCCUUUGAACCCACUCCAACUACAAGCAUAUCUUUUGUAAAUGAUAAGAUGACUACAAUCACAGAGCAACCCUCCACCCAUUCGUUAAGAUCACUCAAAGAACCAAUAGUGUUACACCCCACAGUAUCGGCGAUUUUUGACACUCUAUUAAAUGAUAUGACGGAACUAGAACGGAGACUUGCAAAUACUUUCCAUUCACCAACUAAAUAG
Molecule: messenger RNA, 1686 nt
Organism: Komagataella phaffii GS115
Lineage: Eukaryota; Fungi; Ascomycota; Pichiomycetes; Pichiales; Pichiaceae
Product: Protein involved in bud-site selection
Exons: 1
Coding region: 1-1686 (561 amino acids)
Biological process (GO): establishment or maintenance of actin cytoskeleton polarity
Cellular component (GO): cell tip; microtubule cytoskeleton
Molecular function (GO): protein binding
Source: RefSeq, a predicted model, not a curated record